AUGGAAGAUAUUGUUGACAAAGCGUUAAUGAGGAUAUCGAGUAAUGCUACUAUGUCUGCCAUCGCCACUGUGUUGACAUGUGUAAUGAGAAUGCGUUGUAGAAGAAAAUCUGUCACCUAUCACCAUGGGGAGGGGAAAAAACAGAAAAUAGAGUCUAGGGAUGCCCACAUAUGCCGUGUAUUUUCUGGCUAUAGUCACAGCUGUAGAGACUAUAUUAGAAUGCGGCCUCAUGCAUUUGAAAAUCUUGUCAGUAUAAUGAGAGGGUCCGGCCUACUACGGGAUUCACGUGAUGUAAAAGUUGAAGAACAGUUGCUCAUGUUUCUUAAUGUAUUAGGACAUAAAACAAAAAAUAGAAUUGUAAGAUCACAUUUCAUAAGAUCGGGAGAAACAAUUUCUAGAUAUUUUAACAAAUGCCUAGAAGCAGUUGGUUGUAUACGGGGGCGGUUCUUGAAGCAAGCACCAAUGGAAUUAGCGCCAGAGAUUGCAAGCAAUCAUUUAUACUAUCCUUAUUUCAAGGAUUGCAUUGGCAUGAUAGACGGGACCCACAUUGACGCUAUGCUUCCUGCUAGCCUUGUGGCCCGCUUUAGAGGCCGUAAAGGUGUGACUCAAAAUGUUCUAGCCGCCUGCACCCCAAAUAAGUUAUUUUCAUAUGUUCUCGCCGGUUGGGAGGGGUCUGCAAAUGAUUAUAGAGUACUACAAGAUGCACUUUCAAGACCUCAACCUCAUGGCCUGAGAGUCUACGAUGGCAAAUAUUAUUUGUGCGAUGCGGGGUACACCACCAUGCCUGGCUUCAUCUCCCCUUAUCGUGGUGUACGUUACCAUUUAAAUGAGCACAGGGGUAGGCCAAUAAAUAACAGAAGAGAGUUAUUCAAUCUAAGACAUUCCUCGCUACGGUCUAAAAUUGAAUCAACCUUUGGAUUGUUGAAGAAUCGUUUCAAAAUCCUCACUGCAAAGCCACAUUAUCCUUUUCCAACCCAAGUUGACAUAGUAUUGGCUUGUGCUAUACUUCAUAACUACAUUGCUAUAGUCGACCUGGGCGAUGACUUAUUAAAUGAGGACAUUACCAUUGAUGAUGACGAUGUAGAAAUAGCUACUGAGGGGGAAGAUGCCAAUCUUGUUGACUUUUCUCAAAAUGUAACACAAAGAGAAGAAAGAGAUUCAAGGAAUGAAUGGAAAGAGAAGAGGGAUGACAUUGCAAGUGCUAUGUGGCUAGACUAUUGUAAUAAAUAUCGUGGUGGGGACACAACCGAAAUUGGCUUGUAA
Molecule: messenger RNA, 1263 nt
Organism: Asparagus officinalis (garden asparagus)
Lineage: Eukaryota; Viridiplantae; Streptophyta; Magnoliopsida; Asparagales; Asparagaceae
Exons: 3
Coding region: 1-1263 (420 amino acids)
Source: RefSeq, a predicted model, not a curated record